UCUGCGGGGUGAGGGGAGUCCAUGGGAGUUCGGGCUGCUUGGAGACACGCGGGUCCAUCUCCCAGAGCAUCCCGGCGGACAGGUGUCCGGACAUUAUCUUUGGAAGUUGUCCUGAAAAGGCACCGGCGGUGUGUGUGCGCGGCCGCCGCGGGCUUCCUGCUCCUCCUGGCGGCCUGUGCGCUGUACCUGCCGGACCAGGCCGCCCCGCAGCAGCAGCAGCCGCCACCGCCCGAGGUGACCCUCCUGAUCUGGACGCAUCCCUUCGGGGAAUACCGCGAACUUCCGGACUGCCUGCAGCUUUAUCAGAUCCGCGGGUGCAAGAUCACGGACGACCCAUGGGCGUACCCGCAGGCCGACGCCGUGAUCAUCCACCAUCGGGAGAUCGUCAGCGGUGACGCGUAUCUCCCACCGGAGCCGCGGCCCGACGCGCAGAAAUGGAUAUGGAUGAACUACGAGUCCCCCACGCACACGUCCGAGCUGUGGCUCCUGGAGGGCGUCUUCAACCUCACCCUGACCUACCGGACGGACUCGGAUAUUUUCCUGCCUUACGGCUAUCUGGUCCCCCGGGCGCGCGCAGCGGACGGGGCUCCUGACGGCGGCCAGCUCUCACUCUCAAGACGCCCGCGUAAGCGCUUCGUGGCCUGGGUGAUCAGCAACUGGUCGGCGACCCACGCCCGAGUGGGCUUCUACCUGCAGCUCCGCGAGUUCAUCCGAGUGGACGUGUACGGGCGCGCCGGGCGGCCGCUGCAGGGGGGCGGCGACAGCGUGGUGCGGAUGCUGCGGCGCUACAUGUUCUACCUGGCGCUGGAGAACUCGCAGCACACCGACUACAUCACGGAGAAGCUGUGGAACGCGGUGCUGGCCGGGGCGGUGCCGGUGGUUCUGGGACCGUCCAGGCAGAACUACGAGCGCUUCCUGCCGGCGGAGGCGUUCAUCCACGUGGAGGACUUCCCCACGGUGAAGGAGCUGGCCCGGUACCUGCUGGCUCUGAGGGGCGACCCGGCCCGGCUGAGGCGGCGGCACCUGGACUGGAGGAGGAGCUACAGCCUGAGGCAGCCGAGGUUCUGGAUGGAGCACUACUGCAUGGCCUGCAGGGCGGUGAGGAGGGCCAGAGGACGGACUCAGACGGUGACAGACCUGUGGAGGUGGUUUCACUCAUGAGAACAACGAUUCACUUUUAAUUUAUAGAUGAGAACGUUCUGGGAGUUCACCUGGAUUUUGCUGCUGAGGAUUUUUCACUCAUUUUCACAUCAGUGUUGAUUGUUUUUAAGUGGACUCACGCUUAUUUGACUGUUUAAUUCCAUAAAGUGAGCAGUCACCAAUUAUAACACAAGCUGUAAACAUUGCAUUUGAUCAAAUCACCAAAUACACAUCAAAUAUGUUGCUCAAUGCUCUACUCACUACUCAUCAAAAGCAACUUAGACUGGUAGGAACUCUGUGUUUCGACAUCUUUGCAGUUCUCUGGAGGUUUGUUUCUGGGUUUGUGGUGCAUAGAAACUAAAUGCUGCAUCUCCAUGUUUGGUUGCCACUCAAGUCCGAUCUAUACGUCAUCCGGGCGUUAAAAAAAAUACAUAAUAAAGUGACAGAACUGA
This is a messenger RNA of Xiphophorus maculatus (southern platyfish), 1592 nucleotides long. RefSeq names its product alpha-(1,3)-fucosyltransferase 4-like. Gene Ontology annotation, cellular component: membrane. Lineage: Eukaryota; Metazoa; Chordata; Actinopteri; Cyprinodontiformes; Poeciliidae. Bases 22 to 1161 code for a protein of 379 amino acids. Gene Ontology annotation, molecular function: alpha-(1->3)-fucosyltransferase activity. The record is from RefSeq and is a predicted model, not a curated record. The transcript has a single exon.